GGGCGGUGCGCGGGCGGCGCGCGGGGACCGCCGGGAGCGGGGCGGACGCUCGCGCUCCUUUUUCCCUCCCUACCUCCUCGCCGUGGCGCGCUUAGGUUCGGGAGCCGUCAUGGGCGCCGCCGCGUGGGCAUGGUCGUCCCUGCCGCUGCGUGUGUCUCUUCUGCUGCUUCUGUCUCUCCCGGGGCUGCCUGCGGGUUCCUGGGACCCGGCCGGUUACCUGCUCUACUGCCCAUGCAUGGGGCGCUUUGGGAACCAGGCUGAUCACUUCUUGGGCUCCCUGGCAUUCGCAAAGCUGUUGAACCGCACCCUGGCAGUACCCCCUUGGAUUGAAUACCAGCAUCACAAGCCUCCCUUCACCAAUCUUCAUGUGUCCUACCAGAUGUACUUCAAGCUGGAGCCCCUCCGGGCCUACCAUCGAGUCAUCAGCCUAGAGGUCUUCAUGGAGAAACUGGCACCCACCUACUGGCCCCCUGAGAGGCGGGUGGCAUACUGCUUUGAGGUGGCAGCCCAGCGAAGCCCUGAUAAGAAGACGUGUCCCAUGAAGGAGGGAAACCCCUUUGGCCCAUUUUGGGAUCAGUUUCAUGUGAGUUUCAACAAGUCGGAGCUUUUCACAGGCAUUUCCUUCAGCGCCUCCUACAAAGACCAAUGGAUCCAGAGAUUUUCUCCAAAGGAACAUCCAGUGCUCGCCCUGCCAGGGGCUCCUGCCCAGUUCCCUGUCCUGGAGGAGCAUAGGCCACUCCAGAAGUAUAUGGUAUGGUCCGACGAGAUGGUGAGGACUGGAGAGGCCCACAUCCGCGCCCACCUCAUCCGGCCCUACGUGGGCAUUCACCUGCGCAUUGGCUCUGACUGGAAGAAUGCCUGCGCCAUGCUGAAGGAUGGGACCGCGGGCUCCCACUUCAUGGCCUCUCCGCAGUGUGUGGGCUACAGCCGCAGCACAGCAGCCACUCUCACCAUGACCAUGUGCCUCCCUGACCUGAAGGAAAUCAGGAGGGCCGUGAAGCUCUGGGUGGAAGCGCUGAAUGCGCAGUCCAUCUACAUUGCCACAGACUCUGAGAGUUACGAGCCAGAGAUCCAAGAGCUCUUCAAAGGGAAGGUAAAGGUGGUGAGCCUGAAGCCUGAGGUAGCCCAGAUCGACCUGUAUAUCCUCGGCCAGGCCGACCAUUUUAUUGGCAACUGUGUCUCCUCCUUCACUGCCUUUGUCAAGCGGGAACGGGACGUCCAGGGGAGGCUGUCCUCUUUCUUUGGCAUGGACAGACCCCCUCAGCUGCGGGAUGAGUUCUGAUCUGGCUGGAGCACAUCACCAGUCUGGGCUGGUCCCUCCAGCCAGCCCUGGCAGCCAGAGGGGCUCCCAAGAGUGAUUCCCACAGUGCAAGCUCCUCUUCUCACCUGCAGAGACAGAGAAAAGCACCAGGAACUUCACGGAAUAGGAAGACAUCUUAUCUCCCAGGCACAGGACUUCCAAGAUCCUAGAAGCCAGAGCACCUCCCCUCCUCAUGUGCUUCCUACUGUUUCUCCUGGGAAUUUCUCACACCAGCAAAGCAGUCCAUCCUCUCUCUUUUGGUCUGCCCAGUUCUGAGCAGUCUAGGAUGUUGAACUCUCUUCAAAGAGAUUUUUUUAUAUAUAGAAAGAGAUUUUUAUGGUUUUAUAUAAGGUCAUGACUACCCUAGAAUUCUCCUUUAUUCUUAAAAAAAAAAUCAUUGAAGUUAAUUAACUUAGGUACCUAAAGUGACCUUAAUGUGGAUGAAACCAUGGUGGGGUGGUAGUAAUGAACUUUUGCAGAUGACCCUAAAAGUAAGCUCAGACUCAUCCCCACUGCUUGGCCAGAGCCACCAUCAGCCCCCUUCUUAGGCCAUGCCCUCUUCUCCAUUGUCAACACCAUGCAGAUCCAGGUUAGGAAUCAUGACGCCAUGCUAUGCUCCGCAGACGCUAAGUGCCGCUCACACAGCACGUUCCAGGUAAGGAGCACACAUCAUCAAACCAGACCAUUGCUCCCAGAGUCUCUCGGUAGAUGGUGGCCUGCCACAAAUCUGGCUCCAUCACGGUCUUGGGCUGGACACAUCACUAGGGCCCAGGGCUUGCUAGCCUGGUAGCAUCCUUCUGAAGGCCGCCCUCUCCCCUUCCGAUCUGUGUGCCAAGGGCCCUACUUACAGAACUUUGCCAUUAAUUUGGUGUCCAGUGCCCAUUCUCCUAGCCUCCCUUCUGUAGGUAGAGCCAUCAGACCAUAUUCUCACACACACACACACGCAAGUUGCAGGACAACAGGAAUCUCAGACACCAAAGCUACUGCCCAGCUCUAAGUAAGGGCUUUUAAUAUGUUUCAUCUUUGGAAAACUGAAAUGUUUUAAAUCCUGGGGGACCCUGAGAGAUGGUUUAUCUGUUCAGACUUGUUACAUGAACUUCAUUUGGUGAAGCAUGAUCUUGGGCACCCCUGCCUCCUUGGGAAGGUGUGGUUUACUGGCUGAUUUCUUUUGCUGUUCAUAGCCUCACACUAGGCACAUGCUUUAGAGUCUGGGGCUCUAAAGGGCCAUCCAACUCAUCUUGAUUAGCCUCAGCAAUAAUAAUAGCUUGUGUUUCUGGACAAGAGGGUGCUGGAGUUGUAGUCAGAUCCAGUCAUGUUCUGUAGGCAAGCACUCUGUUUCUCUUUGACCCAGUUUCCUCACCUAUAAAAUGGUGAUAAAACUGUCGGGGUUGUUGGAAGGUUCAGAUCAGAUAAAGCAUGUAUAAGAGCACAUUGUAAACUUGAAAGAGACAAAGGCACGUAUGUGGCUGUUGAUUAAUUUGCCUUCCUCUUGUCGCACACCCACUCUGUGACAGGCACUGUGCUUGUUCUGUGCUUUAUGGGCAUUUAGUCCCCACCUCAGGCCUGGGAAGUAGGAGCUGUUAAUGUCCUUUUUUUUCUGCACAAGGAAAAAUGAAUGCUCAGAAAUUCUCAUAAUUUUCUCAAAGCUGCACAGCUGGUGGUGGUUGGCCAGGAUUUGACCUCGCAGAGUCGUUACUGUUACCUGCCGUGCCCUGCUGCCACCAGUUCACAGGAUGCACUUUAUGCCGUGUGUGUGUGCGUGUGUGUGCCCACGCGCAUGCAUGUAUGCACCUCAGGUAGGAAAAUGAUCAGCCACUUCAGUGCCACUGGGCUCCUGCUGUGGGUCUGCCCCUACCAGGAGGUUUUGGGGAUGGGGGAUCACCCAAGCAACAGAAGGCCCACAUGAAGCUUACAGUUCUCUUGGGUAGUUAUUUAAUUUAACAUUCUUUUACUCAACAGUAUUUAUUAAUCACCUACUAUGUGCUGGGCUCUGUGCUAGAUACUAGGUAUUCAGAGAGAAUCGUACACAAUUUCUUUGUUAUGAAGGAAUUUGCAUCCUCUUAAGAGUAAGUCAUAAUAAACAAGUAUACCAUAGGAGGUAUUAAGUGCUAUGAAGAAAAGGUACAGGGUAGCGCCCCAGAGCGGACAGUGCCAUUUUAAGAGGAGGAGCAAGGCCUCUAAGGGCUGCUGUGGGGGAGGGAGGGGCACCCUCAUCCACAUACCUGGAGGCAGCAUGUUGCUGGCAGAGGCAGUGGCAAGUGCAAAGGUCCUGAAGCUGGAGUAAGUGAGUGAAGAAUAGUAAGGAGGCCAGCAUGGUCGGAGUGGCAGGAGUGAGGCAGGGACAGAGAAGAUUGGGUGACUCAUCCUACAGCCUGGAGGGCAGUGGUAAAGUUGAGAUUUGCCUUUUAUUUGGAGACAUGUCAGAAACCUUUGUAGGAUUCUGAACAGAGGAAACUUGUGGUCUGAUUUCCAUUUUUGAAGGACCCCCCUCUGGGUGCCACAUGGAGAAGUGAUGGGAGGAAGUGUGGAAGCAGACUAUCUCUGGCGCAGAGAUGCAGGCAAGAGAUGAUAGGGCUCAGAGGAAGGUCAUUGCAUGAAGGUGGUGGGAAGUGGUCAGAGUCUGAAUAUAUAAAAUUAUUUUUAAAUGUCAGUCUUUUUUAAAGAUAGAAGUCUGAGUAGUUUUAAUCAUGCAGUAUAUACAAUUUGAUGUCUUGUUUUUCACUCAACAGUUUUUCUUAUAUCUAAAAUUUUCAUUAAAGUAUAUUCCUAGAAAUGGAUUUUAGGUCAAAUACUUACAAAUUAAAGCUUGUAUUAUGGGACAUCUCAAAUAUACAUAUAUGAGAAUAAUAAAAUGAACUCCCAGUUUCAACAAUCUUUAAUCACCCCAAGUCCAUGUGCUGGAGUCUUUUAAAGAAAAUCUGGGUAUGUUGGAAAGGAAGAGACACUGAAUGGGGAGUAGAAGGAAAAUCCACAAUGCUCUAAGCUUUAGGGCCCAAUCAACAGAGAGAAGGAGUUGUCCCUGACUUGCAGAGUGAACUUAAAGGUGGGUCACCUCCCUCUGAGUUCGGGGUAUGAAUGGUGACUCAGAAGGUGGUCUCCAGUCUGUGGAGCGCUGGCUGACAAGGCAGAUUCUGGGGACUGAUCCAGGCCUGAGGUAUCUGGUGGGUAGGGCCCAGGAAUCUGCACGUUAAGAAGCACCUACAAGUGAUUUUGAUGUCCUGUGGCCAGAGAACUACUUAAACUGUGCUCCUCAGACCAGCAGCAUCAACAUCACAUGGGGCAGCCUGUUAGAAAUGCAGACUCCCAGGCCCACCCCAGACCCACCACAUCAGAGUCCCUGGGGAUGCUGCCCAGGAAUGUUCCAACAUGCUCUCCAGGAGUUAAAGGUUGAGCAACACUGGUGGAAAGGAUGUGGGGAUGGCACACCGUGGUCAGCCAGCAAGCGCUAGCGCAGGGCCUUCUCUGCUGGCUCCUCCCUGUGCAGCACAGAAGGUUCCACAAAGUGUGGUCACUGGAGAGGCUUUAGGAGCCUGGGAGUGCUCAGUCUAUGUUGUGACAUUACUUACUUGUCUCACUAUGCUCAGGGAAAUAUAUAACUAGAUAGUAAAACCCUUGAAUUUGAUGGAUUUCACUGUUUUAGGAUGGGGCCAAUUUUUAUAUAAAUAAAACAAUGAGAAUUACAUUAAAAAAAUUAAGUAACUACCUGUAGAGGUAGAAAUGCAGAAGCUGGUGUUCAAGGGAACCAAAGCUGGGAAACGCUGUCCUGAUAUGUUACAGAUCCUCAGAAAUCUGGAAGGGAGUCAAGAGGAAUGGAGUUUUAAGGAAAGAAGGGAUAGAGGGAGGAAGGAAGAGUAGAGCUCUCAUUUCCUUGUUUGGUUCAAUUCAAAAAAGCUUAGUGAAUAAUAACAAGUUUUGCCUGGUCCGGAAAUAAAGAUCCCUUCCCCUCUUCAGUUUUCUGUCUCUAGUGGAAUUGACAGAAAAAAAGCCCAUAGCCUGAAGGCAAAUCCUACGCUCUGCGUUCUGAUGUCAGAAUUAAUUCAGAUUCUUACUUGAAACCUGGCUUAUUUCAGGGUUGGGACGUUUCCCUUGAAAUAACAUUAUUCAAGGGCAAGCAGGCUUGGUUUGUUUUUACAGCUAAUCCUUUAUUGAUCAUCAGCCCAGGACGCCAAGCCCAGCCAGGUAAACAGUGGGAAGGGAAGGAACAAAAAGCAUUUCUCAGAAACUACCUCCUUCCCCACGUACAGUGACUCAGCAGAAGUGGGGAACAACGCCCACCAAGGGUGGCAGAGGAAGGAGCCUAGGAGGAUACCUCAUCCCUCUGAAAAUCUACCUCUAAAAAAAGUUUGGCACUACAUACAUCAUUUGACCAUUCUCUCAAGCGUGGGUGAUUGUUCCCCUUUCUAAUAGAGUACAAGAUGGCUUGGGAGGCACAGGGCACUAGCAGGAGAGAAUUAUCUUCUCAGUGUUUUCUCAGUCCUGCUAACAGUGCCAAAGAGAAAGUCUCAGUCUGGUGCCAGCAUGUCAUUCCCUCCUCUGCCUCUUGCUAAUAAUCUGCCUGGCAACAGCAGACCUCAGAGUCAGACAUUACCUAGCUAGAAUUUAGAGACACUGGUUUGCUUGCAUUAUAUCUAUUUGGGGGAUACUUUGUAUUUGCAUUUUUUCAUUUAAAGAUGUGGUUUAAAGUUGCCUUUUCAGAAAUGUAUUUAAGUACAAAAUGUGAGUUGAUUUAAAGAAAAAUAUCAAGUAAAUGAUGUGCUAUGAAUUAGGUAGUUUUGGAGACCCUCACUCAGGUUCAUCUUUAUGCCAGACCCUGGAGACCCUCAUAACAAGACCGAUGGGGCUCCCAUAUCACCUUGAAAUUGUAGUAAUAACCAACAUGUAUUGUUUACCAUGUGCCAGGCUGUGUUUUAAGUACUUUACAUAAGCUAACUCAUCUAGUUCAACCCUAUGAGGUUGGUCCUCUUAUUAUCUCCAUUUUACAGGUAAGGGCACUGAUGCACAGAGGUGAAGAAACUAGCUCAAGGUCACAGCUUGUCAGUGGCCGAACUGGGACUUGAACCCUGGAGCUCUAAGAGUCAGUGCCCUUAAGCCUUGUGCUAUGUUGCCUCUCAGGUCACUUACCAAGGGCAUUUGCUUCUUGGUUUCCCCAGGUACACCAAAGCUUCCCCAAGAACAGGGACCAUACUGGUGUAUCUCCCUGCACCAACUCCUGACCCAAUGCAUGGCUUAUAAGAGAGCCUCUUGCAUAUAGGUUGAAUGAAUGAAUAUGCAGAGAAAGUGUGUGGGAAGUUGAAAUACUUCUGACAUUGCAGAAGAUUCAUGGAAAAGGUUGGAGUUGAGUUGAAUGAUGAGUAUGAUUUCAGCAGAAACACAUGGGGAAAGAGUAAACGAAUUCUGGAUGGAGGAAACCACAUGAACAAAGGAAAAUAAGGGCCCAUAAUUUGUCUAGUUUCGCCAGACUGGAGGAAGUGUUUAGAAAGUUCACUGGUGUCAGAGCAUGGCAGGGGGUGGUUCUUCAAAUGCCAGAGUAAGAGUUUGUAUUCCUAGCAACAGUGGGGAGCAGGUGAAGGCUAUGGUGCAAGGGAAGUGACUAUCAGAACUGGGUGUUAAGGUGGUAAAUAUUACUAUGGGUUUAAAAUGACUGAGGGAAAGACUAUUAAGUGAAAACCAGAAAAAUAGCUAAGUUUGUGGGGAGCAGUGAGCAGUGCCAUGAGUGGAUCUUGGGAGGUGGAGACCAGAGACGUGGCAACAUAGGAAGGUUUAAGCAGCAUGUAGAGGGCCUGGAACAUCAAGCUAAGGUUUGGCUCCUUCCCUUGGGGGACCAGAGGAGGCUUUUAAACCUAGGGUAUUCGAUCAGAUCUUAAUUGGGGCUUACUCUGGGUCAAGGGCAAGCAAAUAGGGUGAGGAUGGGAGGGUCUUUUCAGAGCUGACUAAGGGACCAUCUGAGCUAACUGGCUGAGGAGGCCCCCAUGGUGCCCCUUGAGAGCAGCACUAAAAAGUAGAGCUCCGGUUGUGCAAAUUCUCUAACAUUUUUAUUGAAAAUAAAUUCAUGCUCAAGGUAAAAAAUUCAGAAAGCACAGAAUAUAACUGUAUAGUGAAAAAUAAGUGUUCCCCCCAGCCCAGAACCCUCUCCAGAGGGAAAACACUGCUAACAGGCUCUUGGAAGCCUUCCAGAAACUUUCAUGCCAUCUCUAGACACAUAUACAUCUAUAUAUGCUUU
Messenger RNA from Manis pentadactyla (Chinese pangolin), 7520 nucleotides. It is a transcript of the gene POFUT1, whose product is annotated as protein O-fucosyltransferase 1. Bases 110 to 1282 code for a protein of 390 amino acids. Gene Ontology annotation, biological process: Notch signaling pathway; protein O-linked glycosylation via fucose; regulation of Notch signaling pathway. NCBI's taxonomy places the organism in Eukaryota, Metazoa, Chordata, Mammalia, Pholidota, Manidae. The record is from RefSeq and is a predicted model, not a curated record. Gene Ontology annotation, cellular component: endoplasmic reticulum. The transcript is spliced from 8 exons. Gene Ontology annotation, molecular function: peptide-O-fucosyltransferase activity.